This is a messenger RNA of Ectocarpus sp. CCAP 1310/34, 2925 nucleotides long. Lineage: Eukaryota; Phaeophyceae; Ectocarpales; Ectocarpaceae. The record is from the annotation of a GenBank genome assembly.
AUGGGAAUGGACCUUCUUGGGGGGCACCAGCCCAUCUCAUACGGCCACGGCCUUCACCAGGGAACGAUUUACAGGCUGGGCAACCUUGCGGGCUUCAUUGCCGUGCGAAAGGAAACACGCCACGCAUUCAUGCUCGACGUACCAUGGACUGACCACUUUCCUUGCGUGUUUGAUGUGUCUUUCCUUUUCCUCCAGCAAUGGAUGCUGGAACCUUCUCUUCUGGUUGAGAAAAUCAACAAGGCCAAGAAAUACCGUGGACCAGUGUACAAGGAUCCUCUACAGAGUGCGUUGGACAGGGGCUCGGACGCUUUGGAAUUCCUCUUCUCCCCGCUGGUGCUGGACUACGUUCACGUGAAGUUCGCUGGCACUCUCCCACCCUGGUGGUCCCGCAACCCUUUCCAACCCACCAUCAACGAAGGGUUUUUCGAGUACGACGACUUCGAAGUCUACGAUCUGGCCAAACUUCUUCGAGGUUCUGGGAAUGACCAGGCCAAAGGCGGGAACGAACCAAGCGGAACACCCACGGCAUCGACGGGAUCAACGGCCGGGGAGAGUUUGGGUUCCUUCCUCUGGCAGUUGCCCGGAAGCUUCAUGUCCUUCCUCUUGCGGGUUUUACAGGGGUGGGACCACCCACGCAGCAACGAGAGCGUGUGGUAUUAUGUUCCACACCUCACCAUACUUCCAGGGCUGCAAUUUUCGCUGGCUGGGAUCCUUGGAAAGCCGGAGACAUUCUUCAAGGUCCCCGUUAUCCGCUUCGUCUACGAGAGCUUCAGCUAUCUGGUGAUGCUGGUGCUGUUCUGUUCUUCGGUGCUGCUCAAGGAGCCCGAUUUCAUUCCGCGAGACGAAGUCAUCUUCUACAUCUUCGCAGCGGGCCUACUCUGGCGAGAGGUGCUCGAGUUUCUAGACGGGGUGCCGACCCGCCGCCACAGAAUCUCACGCGGUCUGGGACCCGAAGUGGGCGGCCGUGUGAAGCCCGGGAUUAGCCAUCUCGGAGCCGGGAGCAACUUCAAUCGGAUGGUAUCGGCGUUCACCAGAUACGUGUUCUACGAUACGUGGAACUUCAUGGACAUGUCAACAAUCUGCUGCAUCCUCGUCGCCUUCAUAUUCCGGAUGAUAGCCCGCUUCGACAGCGAGUUCGAUCUCUUCUACGCUCAGUUCUUCUACGCCCUCAGCGCGCCUCUCCUCUUCUCGAGGCUUCUGGUGCUGUCGCAAAUCGAUGCCACCCUGGGACCAAUGACCCAGGUGAUCUGGAGGAUGAUGUCACACAUGCUUCGAUUCUCAGCGUUUAUUGCGAUGGUCAUGCUGAGCUUCGCCCUGGCGUUCCACGCGGUGUUUCACACGUGCGGGGAGUACAGCGAGCCUCAGUGCACUCUGGAUGAUGAUGAUCCGUUCCCCCUUCGCGAUGCCUUCGGGACGUUCGGAGAUUCGUUUGUAACUGUGUUUUCGUCGGCUUUGGGGGGACCGGAGAUCGACCUGUUCGAUGACGUGGGCAGCGACUGCAGGUGCAAUCUCCCAAGAGGCGCUCGCAGCGCUGGGAUAUCGAUGAUGGUGGUGUAUACCAUCACGAUGUCCGUGGUUUUGCUCAAUCUCCUGAUCGCGGUUCUCAGCACUGCGCACGACGAGGUGUACGUCAACGCCGAGAAGGAAUUCCACCUCGCCAGGGCGCGUCUGGUCGUCCAGAGCGCGCAAAGUGUCGCGCACCUCCGACCACCACCCCCGCUCAACCUGAUCAAGCUCGGUUUUGGUGUUCUGAUCGAUUUGUUCACCGAAAUAUGGCGGUUCAUCCUGUGGGCAAGGUCGUUGCGCAGCCGAUCCUAUUCCGACUCAAUUCUUUGGGAACUUCAAACGCUUCUACUCGUGCUGGUGGUGCUGGUGGUGCUGGUGGUGCUGGUGGUGCUGGUGGUACUGGUGGUGUUGCUGGCUAUGCUCGUGGUCCUGGUGACGAUGGUGGUGCUAGUCAUGGUGUUGAUGGUGGUGAUAGCGAUGCCAUUGGUGCUGGCGGUGCUGGCCGUGCUCGUGGUGCUGGUGGCAGUGGUGGUGGUGGUGGUGGUGGUGGUGGCGGUGCUGGUGAUGCUGGUGAUGCUGGUGGCGCUGGUGAUAUUGGCGCUUCUGGUGGUACUGGUGGUACUGGUAGUGCUGGUGGUACGGGUGGUGCUGGUGGUGCUGGUGGUGCUGGCGAUGCUGGCAAUGGUGGAGGUGAUGGUGGUGCUGGCGAUGCUGGUGAUGCUGGGGGUGCUGACGAGUCUGGUGAUGAUGACGGUGCUGAUGGAGGACGACGAAGAGGGAAUUCACCUGGACACAAUCAAGAUGAUCAAGACUUGUGCAUGCUGGAAGAGCGAGAAAAGUGUGAUCAGGUCUGAAGAAGAGAAUAAUUUCUCACCGGGGUAUGUACGGGAGCUGCUUUGGGUGGUCUUCGCUCUAGUGAUCAUGAUGGUGUCGAUGGCGUUCGCCACCGUGCUUUGUCUUCUGUACAUCGUCGGCUCCGGUAUCCUGUGGAUUAUGGGUACCUUCCGACUCCUGGUGUGGGGUUGGAACAACUGCAGCAGAAAGCGCGACAACAAAAAUCCUGAGGCAGUGCCUGGACAGGAGGGCGGAAGCCACUGGGAAAACGCUUGGAAGCUCGCCAAUUUGCGGAAUCAUGGAAUCCGCGAGGAUCGUGAACACCCGCACUUUAAGGUUGUCCAGUUCUUGAAGAGCAAGACAGGGUUAGACACGCAGCACCUUGCGCAAAUGGCGAAUAUCACGGACGAGAAGUCAAACUCCGAGAAAGAGCUUGUCGAAGUAGAUCGGGAGCUAGCAGACGCGCACAUCGACAUUAGGCAUCUGUCUUCGCUACUCCCGGGUGAUGGUGGCGUCAGAAACGAUAGAGAGUUGUGGGAGGAGCUGACGGAAUCUCUCAACAACCUGAAGCAUCGUUAUCGCUGA